Colletotrichum acutatum is the source of this 1207-nucleotide messenger RNA. RefSeq lists its product as uncharacterized. The transcript has 3 exons. The record is from RefSeq and is a predicted model, not a curated record. NCBI's taxonomy places the organism in Eukaryota, Fungi, Ascomycota, Sordariomycetes, Glomerellales, Glomerellaceae. Bases 1 to 1119 code for a protein of 372 amino acids.
AUGUACUUUGACCCAGGACAGGCCCUCAGUACCAUCAUGGACUGCAGCGGCGAGACACUGAAAGAGUUUACGGUGCACACCAUAACGCAAAUAGAAGCAAUAGAGAGUACCCUCACCGAUAUGAAGGGCUUCAAGCGCCUUCAAUACCUCAAGAUUGAUGCCGGCAUGCUCAUGGGGACAGAGUUCCGCAGAGAUGUUAUCAAAGAGGAGUUCCCCCUCCAACCGCUCAGCGUGCCGCUUGACAAGAUAGCUGCACCACGGCUAGUGAACAUACUUCCUCCAUCGAUCAAAUUGGUCCGGAUUCUGGCGCAGCCCUGGGACUGUGACGAAUCAGAUCCUAGGUCCUUGGACCUGGUUGGGUUCUCUUUGGUCGUCAGUGCUAAGACACCGUCAGAGACUGCUUGUUGUCACUCAGGCCAAACAAAGUGGCCCGAUCUCGUUCUUAUUUGCACCGAGGGACGUUGGUCAGUUUCCUCGGUGCACCAUUGUACGAAUGCAAGUUUCGUGCCCAGCUCUGUCUCUAUCAAGCUCAAUGAUGGAGCUUUACCCUCAUCUUAUUCUACUCGAAUCGUGAAAAAAGGCUCUCCAUGGUCUGUUGGUUUAGCUGCUGUGCAAGACAACAAGAGUCUAAUCUUUACUCAAGCCGUUCUCAGAAUGACCACACUACGCCAUGUAGUCGGCUUUUUUGCCAUGCUCCUCGCUAGUUGCCAACCCAUCCGAGCCUCAAACUACACACGAUCCCCGGAUAACUUCCUCCACCCACCAUCCCGAGAGCGUCCAAAGUUCAGGUACUGGCUCCCAGACGCCAGUGUAGACGCCGGGACUGUGGAAGCAGACAUAAAGGCAGCUGGUGAUAUUGGAGCUGGGGGUGUGGAAUUCUUGCCGUUCUACAACUAUGGAGGAGAACUUGGGCCCGCUCCAAUCGGGGUAAAUUGGUCUACCUACGGCUUUGGUACACCCGCUCACCUCAGUCUCUUCACAUCGGCUUUGAAAGCCCAUAAGCAUGCGGGCUUGGUCAUGGACUUUUCACUUGGGCCAAAUCAGGGACAAGGCAUUCCGGCUCAUCCUGAAGAUGAGGGAUUGCAGUGGGACUUGAACCAGCUGAGUCCAUAUUACUGAACUCCCUACAAACGACAAAGAAAGACGGAAACCAAAUUCGACUUCUACUGUAGUAUUGAUCAGAGGAUUGGGGAAUUUUCGAUAUUUG